GUGAGUGGCCCCUUUGUUUGGAUGUAAGCUGUCUGAAACAAAUAAGUAGGUCGGGCGCUAAUCUCACAGAAUAUGCAAAGCUGCAGGCACCACAGAGGUAGGAGAAAGGGGCAGAGCGGUUUGAGCUGAGUCUUUAGCAAAAGCAGGUUAUUACAUUUACAGAAUAAUAACAUCCAUAGCGUACUGUACAGCUGCUUUGAUAGGACUACCGAUCAAUCGAGUCUAACAUGGAUGAAUAACAGAGAAGGAGAAGCGGAGGAUUGUUCGUGAUCCUGUCCGGAAAAAUACACGAACUGCUGGAUCAAAAUAAAUGAGCACUUGAACACACCGGUGUUGAUCGCAGCAUCUGCAACGAGGUUGGUAAAACUCAAAAGAAGGGAAUCGAGCAAAGCAAGUUUGUUUCCUGACGUCGGUUAUUCGCACCGGAGAAGUCUACCUGGGUCACCUGUUGCAGCAGCCGAAGCUGCUGUCAUUCUCAGUCCUGAAUUUAAACAAAAGUCUGCAGUGAAGCAAUGAAUCCUACUAGUGCGCCAAAAGGAUGUGGCUCCGGCAUCGGCUCCAUUUACUACAACCUGUGUGACCUGACCACAGUGUGGGGGGUUGUGGUGGAAGCCGUUGCCGCUGCUGGUGUGGUGACUUCCUUUGUCCUGUUUGUCAUCCUCAUGGGCUGCUUGCCGUUUGUGACAGACAAAAAGAGAAAGGGUAUGGUAGCCCUGCAGGCCAGCAUUUUAGUUUUCACACUGGGACUCUUUGGACUUACUUUUGCCUUUAUCGUGAGCCAGCACUCCACCAGCUGUGCUGCACGAAGGUUCCUGUUUGGAGUACUCUUCUCAGGGUGUCUCGCUUGCCUGGUGAUGCACGGGCUGUGGCUAGCCCUGCUGCAACGGAGAGGACGUGGGCCUAGGAGCUGGAUGCUUUGCCUGGGCGCCCUGGGUCUCUGGCUGGUCGAGGUGAUCAUCAACACUGAAUGGCUGAUCAUCACUGUGGCCAGGAGCCCACCUGGAGUAGACAAUGCCUCUGACCUUUCCUGCAGCAUCGGCAACCAGGACUUUGUGAUGGCUCUCAUUUAUGUCAUGGUUCUGCUGCUCGCCGUAGUGCUGAUGGCAGUACCCGCACUAACACACAAACAUAAGCAGUGGCGCCGAGAUGGAGCUUUCAUCCUGGUCACAGGGCUUCUCACCAUUGCUAUCUGGGUAACAUGGAUUGUCAUGUACAUCCACGGAAACCGAGUGGUCGGGAGUCCGAGCUGGGACGAUCCUACUCUGGCUGUCGCUGUGGUGUCAAAUGCCUGGGUGUUCCUCUUUCUCUACACAAUCCCAGAAAUCUGCUUGCUGACACAAGAGGACCCUGACCAGGAGCAGCCCCACGAUGGAGACGUCUACCCUGCCAGGAGUCUGGUUUAUGACACCAUCAUUAAGGAGCCGGAGCCAACCCAGCAGAAUGUGUACAUGGAGAAUAAAGCCUUUUCUAUGGAUGAGCCUCCAACUGUAUCAACAAAGCCGGUAUCUCCAUAUGGAGCUUACAAUGGUCAAUUGCGAAGUUGUGUAUACCAGCCCACCGAAAUAGCCCUGAUUGCCAAAGGUCUAACAAAGAUGGACCAAGACUCGAUAAUGCUUCGAACGACACCCCCACCUUUGAAUCCAGGAAGUAGCAGCUCCCUGUCUCGCUCAGCUGAGUCCUUAGCACCCUAAGGACUGUCAAAGGUUGGCAGACUGAGUCAAGAGCACAUUGCACUGUCACCUACACACUCGGUUGCUACAGCAGUGAAAUAAAUCUCGACUGCCUGCGGGUCUGUUCUCAGAGUUCCUAGUAUCAGAUGUUUUAUAUCACAAUUUUUCUUCCUUAGAAUGACGCUUAAAAUAGUAACGGUUGAAUCUACAGCAAUAUGUAGGAAUAUGACCUAGUUCCUCUCACAAACUACUUCUUAUACGUUUCUCUGAUACUCACACACUGCUGGACCAAGUGUUACAAGAUUCUAAUAAUUGACAACAAUGGAGACGAAUGACUUCUGAUGGGGUUAUUCCAUCUCAAAUCAUCAGGGGCCUUCUGCAUGACUAUCUCCGAUUUAGCUGAAACAUUUUUAUUAUGUGCAUAUUUAAAAUGGUAUUUGUGAAAAUUUUUAGACGAUUUAGAAAUAUUAAUUCAGAAUCUGCAACACUGGACACGUAGAUCAAAUAGUCUCUGAUAAUGUGUGAAAUAAGAUGGGGAAAAAAGGAAGCAUCAAGAAAAGCACACAUUAACCCACAAUAAAGUAUGUCAGGAAGUAUUAUAUCAAUCUAAAAUUGAAAAACCACCUUUAUAAAUAUGCAUGUUUUAUUAAGCUACAAAAGAAAUUCAGUCCAAUCAGAGAUAAUUGAGCAAGAUUUGUUCUAAAAAAUGGAUGAUCUGAGAUGGAAUGACCCUGAGGUUAAUGUACACACAGCCAAAAUAGAUGAUUAUCAAAAACUUGUGCCUCAGUGCCUUUUUUUUAAAUGAAAAUUGAACUACUUCUACAGUCUAUGUACCAGUUUUGCUCACUUGUGGCUUCACUAUUGGGCCCCAAACUAACAAUUAUCUAAAGGGUGACAUGUUUGCGUCUCUGUGGGAACAAACUUGACUUACCUUCUAGCUGUGAGAAAGACCAGAAACUAUUAUUUUUGCUAUUUUGACCCUUUCCAAAUCUAAAACCCAAAGUGAAACUAUGUAUUCAGUUCACAUGUGAAGAAACAGUAGACAAGAAUCCGAUGCAGAGAAUUUAGAGUAACAGACUAGUCACAGCUGUGUGCAGUGCAAAGUGAACAUAAUAUACCAGAAAUCGUGAGAAUAUCUAUGAUUCUUCUCUUUACACUCAUAAACCUGCUGCCUGUUAUUUGUUAAUCUGUUCAAAACUGCAUAAACACGCUGUGUUCACUUGUGAAAUUAUGUUGUGAUUCUCUGAAAGCCAUGUGAUUUUCUUGAGUUUCGGAUUUUUCAAAGUGUAAUUUUAUGGAAAGAUAUACAUUCUAAGUUAUGAAACCUAUAAAUGUUAUGUUCAUUC
Acanthochromis polyacanthus (spiny chromis) is the source of this 3016-nucleotide messenger RNA. RefSeq names its product G-protein coupled receptor family C group 5 member C-like. The coding region runs from base 513 to 1691 and encodes 392 amino acids. Gene Ontology annotation, biological process: G protein-coupled receptor signaling pathway. The transcript is spliced from 4 exons. NCBI's taxonomy places the organism in Eukaryota, Metazoa, Chordata, Actinopteri, Pomacentridae. Gene Ontology annotation, cellular component: intracellular membrane-bounded organelle; extracellular exosome; signaling receptor complex. Gene Ontology annotation, molecular function: protein kinase activator activity; G protein-coupled receptor activity. The record is from RefSeq and is a predicted model, not a curated record.